This is a messenger RNA of Dacryopinax primogenitus, 863 nucleotides long. Its product is annotated as Tim17-domain-containing protein. The coding region runs from base 45 to 719 and encodes 224 amino acids. Gene Ontology annotation, molecular function: transmembrane protein transporter activity. Lineage: Eukaryota; Fungi; Basidiomycota; Dacrymycetes; Dacrymycetales; Dacrymycetaceae. Gene Ontology annotation, biological process: protein import into mitochondrial matrix. Gene Ontology annotation, cellular component: TIM23 mitochondrial import inner membrane translocase complex; mitochondrial inner membrane. The transcript has 4 exons. The record is from RefSeq and is a predicted model, not a curated record.
CCGCAUCCCACCUUGCUCUCUUUCUCCCCCUUUCCUCCCCAAAAAUGUCCUUCUUCGACUUCAACAGGGACAAGAACACUCCCUCCCCCGCGGCCACGUCCGAUGCUUAUGCAGUCCUCGCCGGCGCACCCAUAGCCCGGCAAGGCGGGGCCACCUCUGUCUCCCCCGCAUCCGAGGCGCUCACAGCGACGGAUCUUCUCAGCGCAGGCUCGUUCGAUGCUGCCAGGCUGCAUCCUAUGGCUCAGCUGGGGGACAAGCUGGACUACCUCUUGCUGGAGGACGACAAGGUUAACCAGCUCCCUGGGUCGGGGACGGCGUUGCCCAGCCGAGGGUGGAGCGACGACCUCUGCUACGGAACGGGGACGACGUACCUUUCGGGUCUGGCAAUUGGUGGACUGUGGGGGUUUAGGGAAGGCGCUAUCCGCCCACUGGCAGUGUCAAACACCCGUCUCCGGAUCAACAGUAUCCUGAACAGCGUCACCCGGCGAGGGACAUUCAUCGGCAAUUCGGCCGGUGUGAUGGCACUGGCGUACAACGCUAUCAAUUCCUGCAUCGACGGCUAUAGGGGGAAACACGAUACCUGGGGUUCGCUCGCCGCCGGCGGACUCACAGGCGCGCUUUAUAAGUCCACAGCUGGUGUGAGGCCCGCUCUGGCUGGUGCGGCCGUCAUGACCGGUGUCGCCGGUAUCUGGUGCUAUAUCAAAACAGUUAUCGUAUAGUCCCACCAUCUGGAGUCGAUCAUUUUGGUCUACAGGUGUGCAGAAAUGAGAAGAUGGGGAUGUCCGUUCAUUGUGUUCGGUUUGUUAGGAUGAUGUCAUUGUAUUUUCUUGCACUACUCUCCGCUCUAAUAUAUUCUGGAAAGC